Molecule: messenger RNA, 7928 nt
Organism: Penaeus vannamei (Pacific white shrimp)
Lineage: Eukaryota; Metazoa; Arthropoda; Malacostraca; Decapoda; Penaeidae
Source: RefSeq, a predicted model, not a curated record
AAGCCCUGACCCUCACGCAGGAAGGAGCGAUGGGCCAGCCUCUCUCUCUUUUGACGUCACUUUAAGCCUUCCCGAGACGCCCCUCCACGAUGGCCGAGACGCUGGAGUCCAUCGACAACCUCAAGCAGGAGCUGGAGAGGUUGAACUUGGAAUUAGACCAGACGAGCAGCGAGAAAAACCAGGCGGCUCAGUACGGGUUGGUGCUGCUGGAGGAAAAGGAGAGCCUGCAGACGAGACUCGAGGAUUUGGAGGCGCUCUACGAGAACACCAAACAUGAACUCGACAACACGAGAGAGGCCUUAGCCAAGUUCCAGACAACACACCGAGUGGCCACUGCUAGCGGAAUUGAAACUGAAGAGAGCCUGCUGUCAGAAUCGGCUGCCAGGGAGACCUCUCUUAACUCCCAGAUCAUCGAGCUUGAACUUGAAGCCAAACAGUGCCGAGCUGAGCUAGAACGUGUGCAGAGUGAAAAAAGCCGUUACUACACAGAACUUCAUGAGCUCCUCAAGGAUAAAGAUAUAAGUGAUCAUGAGAAGAAACAGCUUAGAACAGAACUCAAAGACCUCAAGUUCCGAGAGACGAGGCUCUUCCAGGACUAUGCAGAGCUUGAAGAUGAGAACAUUACGCUACAAAAGCAGAUCUCUAACCUCAAGUCGUCACAAGUUGAAUUUGAAGGAGCCAAACAUGAGAUCCGACGCCUUCAGGAAGAGACGGAUGUGCUCAACUCGCAGGUGGAGGAGCUUGCUAACCUCAAGAAGAUUGCAGAGAGGCAGAUGGAAGAAGCACUUGAGUCAUUGCAAGCUGAGAGGGAGGCAAAGUAUGCUCUCAAGAAGGAACUGGAUGCCAGGAUGAAUUCUGAGUCCAUGUACAACCUCUCCAACCUGGCCAUGAGCAUGAAACUCUCAGGAAGCACAGAUUUUGGUGAGAGUGAUGGCGAAGACGAUACUCCUGUUCUUAGGAGGUUAGAAUCAGAGCUGAUGAGUGCUGGAGGAGGAUCAGCUGAGACUCUAGGGGGAGAUCUGUUCUCUGAAAUCCAUUUGAAUGAGCUUCGGAAGUUGGAGAAGAAGCUUGAGGAGGCGGAACAUGAGAAGAGUCAGCUUACUACCAACCUGAAAGAGAGUCAGGAAGGCUUGGAGAAGACCCGUCAGGAGCUAGAUGCACAGCAUGCCAGAGUGUCACAUCUUCUGGGGCAUAUCUCUGCUCUAGUAAAGCUGCACGAUCAGGAAAAUCCUAGCCAGAUGAAUGCUGAUGAUUCAGCUAUGUUGGUGAGCUUUUUGGAGAAGCAAAAGUCAAGGUAUCAAGUUGCAGCCAAAGAGAUCAAUGAACUCAAAAAGAGCAUGGCAGAAAUUCAGAGUUCUGAAACUGCAGGAGCAAGUGAUGCUGUUCAGCAACUUCGUAAUGAAGUUGGAACACUACGUGCAAGGCUGGUGGAUGCUGAACAGAAGUCCAUGGAUCUGGGCAAUGAUGUGAACAUCCUGAGCCAGAUGCUUAACAGCCGAGAGGGUUCACUCUCAAUCACACAAAAUGAUCUAGGGAGUAUCAGUGAAAUGCUUGCACAGCUGUAUCACCAUGUGUGCACAGUCAAUGGGGAAACCCCAUCAAGGGUACUUCUUGAUCACAGUAAACAGGGACAUCACACAGAGAAGAGUUCUGAUGGAGAGGACCAAAAAGUAUCUUCACCAACACAGAUUACAACAAUGCUGGAGAAUCUAAAGAACAAGUUGCGAACAGAUGUUCCUCUGACAGAUUUUGUAAGUCUAGAUUUCAGAUUUUUUGAAUUAAGUUCAGGGAGAAAUCUGAAGAAGGCUGUGGAACAUACUAUAGAAUUAAGCAAGGAGAAGGGACACUUCAGGGAGAGUGCAUCAUCUGAUAGUGGUCUUAGUGAAAGUGAAGUACAGGAACUUCAAGAGCAGGUGAUCAAACUGAAGUCCUUGCUCUCCACUAAGAGGGAACAGAUUGCCACGCUUCGCACCGUACUGAAGGCCAACAAGCAGACUGCAGAGGUGGCACUGUCCAAUCUGAAGUCCAAGUAUGAAACAGAAAAGAGCAUAGUCUCAGAAACAAUGAUGAAACUUCGCAACGAACUGCGUCUCUUGAAGGAAGAUGCUGCUACAUUCUCCAGUCUCCGUGCUAUGUUUGCUGCACGUUGUGAGGAGUAUGUAACACAGUUAGACGAGGUGCAACGUCAGUUAGUGGCAGCUGAAGAGGAGAAAAAGACACUAAACUCUUUGCUACGAAUGGCCAUCCAGCAGAAGCUAGCUCUGACUCAGAGACUGGAAGAUAUGGAGUGUGACAGAGAAAGGUUCAACAUGCGAAAGCAUCCUGGGAGCAGGGGUAGAGCUUACAGUUCCAGAUUUAACAACCAGCCACAUGCUUCUCCAUCGCAACAUCAUUACCAACGCAGAGAUAAUUAUUGAAGUGUAAAUGAUUGUAUUUAAAUGUAUUUAUGUGAAGCAAAGCAUGAGAUGAGAUGUUGGUUGGAAGGUAUUACAGUGUUUUGGUUGAAAUAGGAUGAUUUAUCAUAAGACCAGAACAUCUGUAUAUUAUUUUUUUAAACUUGUGUUUUCUUCCUGUAUUCAGCUUCAAACUUGUUUACGCUGUGUCAUGAAGACCUCAGAAACUGGACUUAUCUUACAAAGACUUUUUACACUUGUAAAAAUGCAAGUUCUUGAGGAUGGAUUGAUACUUUGAGGAACUUCUGGUGUAAAUGAUGAUAACAAAAGUCGCAUACAGGUUGGCAUGUGUCUGCCAUUUGAGGGGAAGGCUGGGAGUGGCUGUCAUCUCUUCUGCUUUAUAACCUGGAAUUAGUGCAUGAGAAAGGAAUAUUAUAUUGAUGUAUGGAGAAGCAGCUAUUGGGAAGUGUUGGAAUGUAACUUGUUAAAAGUGUGCCCCUCUUUUUUUAAUCUUACGCUGUUUCUUGUUUGUGAAGCAGAAAGUAGUUGACGGAAAAAUUGUUUUAAAUGAAAUUGCUUUAAUUUUAGAUUAUAUAUAUAUAUUUGACUUAUUUCAAUUCUUUUUUACUAUUGACUCUUAAUGUACAGGAUUUUUGUAAUUAAGUGAAUAUUUCUUUUAUGAAUUUCAAAGUACAUAGUAAUAUUCAUGUGCAGGUCAUAUCGUCCAAAUCAGAACAGAGGCAUGUCCAUAAUGAGAACUGUGUUCUUUACCCAUAGUAUCUCAGAAGCUUUAAAUCUUAAGAAUAAGUUGUAUGAUUCUUCCCAAUCUAGAUACCUUGUAAUACUACAACGUCCAGAAAAGAAAAUUAAAAUUGCAUUACAAAUACCUGAUAGAUCAUAAGAUUUAGAAUUUUAAUUCCUAUUUACUUACAAAAUCAAGUAUUUUUCAAAGAUAUAUUGUAUAAAGCUUAUGCAUACUAUCAGUAAAGUUUGUUAAUGAUGCCAUUUGAUAAUUGAAAUUGUACGUCAGUGAAUAUUACUCAGUUGGCGUAUACUCCCAAGUACGGGCCAUAGGUUGUAUUAAGAGAUCCUGCCUCGUUGCAUACUCAUUAUUUGGAGACAGUUCUGUUCAGAGCCUGGACAAGAGUAGCAAACAGUCUACAAAUGUUACACAUUUUUCUUUCAUAUUUGCAUGUAAUUGAUUUUAGAAUUGCAUAGAAGAGCAAUUAAUUUUGUAUGGAUGAAGUGUAGUUUAGAUUUUUUUUUAUCCUCCACUUUUUAUUAUUGUUGAGUGGGUAAUCUGUUUGCUGGGUGGAAAGGUUGCUAUAUAGAUAUUGGUCUCUCUGAAGUCUACAAAUAAAAAUGUUUUUAUUUGUGGAAGUGAAAAUGUAAUACUAAAGAGCUUAUUCUUUUUUGCAGUUAACCACAAACACACAUUUGUAUAUGAGCUAGGAAGUUAAGGGCAGCUCACAUACAACUUUAUGAUCUUGAUGAACCAGAAUCAGUAGUUGGCUCAUCUUUUUAAAAUGUAGACAUGAUCUGUAUUGCAAGUUUACUAAAAGACAAUGCUGAUUCUACUUAAAGUAAUAUUUUUACAGUUCUUAACUUCCAUGAAUCUCUUGAUAUAGUUAUAUUUGUAUUAACCAGAAUUUGUAUGACAGAUGCAAAGUUGGAUUUUAUGAUAGUCUGGCAGGAUAAAAUGUCAGAACUGCUCAAGAAAUGUACUUAUGUUUUUUUUUAAUGAAGGUUUUUGGUCAAGGUACUUUGCUGAUAGGUAGCUCAGCCUGUUCAAUGGUAUAACUUCCAUUUUUUCUAUGUUUUCUUGUAAUACUGAUUGUAAGCAAAUUGGACAUAGGAAUGCAAUAUUCUGCCUCAUUUUCUUAGACACAAAAGUAAGAAUUAUUUUGCAGUUCCUUCAGAAUAGUUCUGUUGGUAGUUCAUGUAAUCCUUGCAUUUGUCUUAUACAAGUGCUUUUAUAGUCAGGCUGUUGUCAUAGGAAUGCUCUAAAAGAAGUAUUUUUAAAAUUUUAUUCAUUAACAAUUUUGUGAAUUCAUGAUGGCAAAAAGGUAAUCAUUACUCUUCAUUCUUAAAUGAAGAAGCAUUUCUAUUAAUUUCAAAUGAUAAAAUACAAGUUGUUGAUAUUGAAAUAAAUUUUUAAAAUCACAUGGUGCAUUUAGUUAGGAGAGUGAGUUUUACGUGAGAAAGACGAGAUAAAAUUGAUAUUAGGUAAUAUGAUCAUAUAUUUCAAACAGUGAGGGUGCUACUCAAUAAUUCUUUCACAGGUAGUUAUCCAGAUUAUUAAUGGUCUUAACUUGAUUAUAAUUUUUUAGUUUAUUUUCACAUGAUAGUUGUUUUUUUUUAUUAUGAAAAGAUUGCAGAUCUAGGCUGCUAUAUUUAUUGAAACUUGUUUUUAUAUAUACACACCAUAUACUGUGCUUGAGAAGGGUUCAUAUCUCAGUCUUGUUACCUGUUCACAUUUGUGUUCUUGUAAUAAUCAUUAAAGUUUUUUUUCUUUAUCUGGUUAUGCUUGUGGUAAUAUUGUUCUCUACACCUCUUGAUAGUUAGUUAGCAUUCUAAAUAGGACCUUGAGAUUUUCUUGUGUGUCUCUUGUUACAAUACUUUUUUGGUAGGUUUGUGAAGAUCAUAUAUGGUAUAUGAUACAUAAUAGCCAAUAUUUGGCUGAUGAAGUUAUUGUAAUAAUCAUUAAUAUUUUUAUUGUGAUUAUUAUUAUUUUUUAAGGUGUCAAAGGCACCAUUUCAAAGCAGCUUGACCAAGGGACAAGAACAGCAACUCGGUUAUUGAUCACAAUUGCUGAGAUCAUAUUACUUUGUAGCAUACUCGUGAAAAUAAUACCAGGUGAGCACUGUAGGGUUGCUUGAUAAAGUUUUCAGUGUUGAGAGAACCUUUGUCCUUCAGUGUUUAACCAUUUCACUUCAACUUAAACAAGAGAAUAUGCUUCAACCUUGGCUGAUUAUGUAGCUAUUAGGUAUUUAUGCAAAUAAAAGAUCAGUUUAAAAGUGUUCUCAUAGCAAUGAAAUUGAAUAUGGAAGAGGAUUGUACAUGAUUGUAGUAGCAGAGAAUUUAGCUGUUUUGGGGUUUUCUAUACUUGGUUGUAAGUUUUUAUUUUAAUUUUUUUUUCUGUAUUGGGAAAUGUUGCUGUGCAGCUCUGAAGUAAAAAUAACACAUUUUAAAUUCUGGUUGUAUUUUACUAUCACUUUGCCUCAACUUGCAUUGAUAAGUGUAGAAUAUCUGUACAUAAUUCAGUUAACAAGAACUGAUGUCAUGUGUUGAAAGUGAUUGGCCAGAAAUAUUUUCAAGUGUAUUGUGUAACCUUGUUUGUUCUGGAAUUUUGGUGACAUAGGUAGAACAAGGUGACAGCGUUGUGAUCUGUAUUGUGCUGUGUCAUCACUGGCCCCAGUUCUUUUUCAGUCACUUUGCUUUAUCUGUGUACUUGUAAAAGCAGAUUUACUAUUGUUACUAUUUAUGGAGCACAUCAAGCACAUCCUAUGUACCCUUGCUAGUAUUCCAAGUUGCUUCAGGAGUUUGAAAUAUUUAGGUGUGUGCCUACUAUGUGGGGGCCAGUGUUGCACAAAAGAGCUUGCUUAAAGAAAUAGGUCCAGUUGAGCAGUCCAUUGUCUCACCAUAGAGUUUAGGGCAGUUUUCAGUGCUAAAGGAUUUAUUCAUGGUGGUCAGUCAGUGUUUUCUUUAUAAGUGUCACCACAUUGUCACAGUUGCAAAACCUGCUGGAAUUUAGUGUCUUGACAGGUAUAUGCUCCUUUUAGUGAACAGUUAGUAUUAGGUUUUGUUUUUCUUUUCACUCAGAACCAAAGACACUGUUAGCAUAGAUUCACAUACUUUACAGUGAAUUUUCAGACAUAAGUCGUAGUCCUUGAAAUCACAGUGAUAUAUAAAUCAUUAAGGUGAAUAAAAAUAUUACUAUUGCUGCAAGAAAGGUAUGGAAAAUGCAUAUCCCCAAAAUAACAAUUCAAGUUUAAAGGCUAAAAUUAUAAGAUGUAUAGAAAAGACUAAUAAAAAUUAUUUUAAAAGUCCAAGUGCUUAGGAAUUGUGUAGAUGUUCAUUGAAAUGUAGAGUGAACCUACUUUUAAGCAUGUUAUCAUACAGUUCUACAAUAAUCAGUGAAUACCUCCAUCCUUGGGGGACAUAAGAUUUCGAUCUCCAAAAUAAUAGUAAGAGAUUAUUGAUCUCUAAAACUGACUGCAGAGAAUGUCUUUAUUUCUUGUUGAGUAGUUGGCCUGUUGGUAUAUUUACGUAUUGUCUCAUAUGAUGAGUGGUUCAGCUAACUUAUUUUUUAAUCUAAUUUAUUAGCUUUUAAGACUAUUCAAGUAAUCUACAUUUAGAUGCAUUUGGUGUAGCUAUGCUUGUACAGUAUGUUAUAGAGAUUUUCCGUGAGAAUUUAAAUGGUAUAUGAUUUACAGGGUUUUAGAUAGAGAAGGAUGUUCAUUGAAGUGGUAUGUCUUUGCAUUGGGGUCACAUUAUGAAACACUGUGGCCAUUAUGGAUAUAUGGUUAUUAGGAGUAUAGGUAUUUCCAUCCAUAUUUUGUGAUUGCAAAUUUCCUUCGAAAAAAAUAGGAUCGGAUGUUAUGAUUGUAAAUUAUUUUACAUGGCAGAUGGAUCCCAAGAGAGUGUGCCUUAUCCUGCAAACGCACUCAUGUUUUUUGUGGCAGUGGGUUUUGUGAAAGCUACUUAAUUUUGCAUGGUACAAGAAUUAGAAAUGAUACUUGCUGGUUUACAUGUAAGUUGACAUCAUUUCAUGUAGAAACCAUCCACAUUUGACUGCAUCACAGGUUCACUUUUUUAUACAGUUUGGCCAAGGAUGAUAAACAUAAGGGAAAGUACACAAACCAAAGAAACUGAAUAAUUAGUCACUAGUUUGGAGCAGUGACCUGGUCAGAUCAUCAGAUUUUAAUGUACUAUCAUUGAUAAAAAAAAAGGUUUUAUGUAAUAUGUAGAUGCAAUUAUGUUUUUACUUUAAUCUGCAGACAAUGAAAAUAACCUUCCCUGUGAUUUUUUUGUUUUUCAUGUACAGAUAAUGUCAUCUUUGGCGCAUAAUUUGAAAUUGAACUUAUAUCAGGAUUCAUUUUAGUAUUGACUGGCACAGUGUACUUGGGUAACAAUUAAAACUUUGUGUUGAUUUACAGCAGGUGUUUUGCAAAGUGUUUGUGACAAUCAGUCUGGGCAGAUGGUGGAAACAUGCGGGAAAAUAUAUCAUGUAGUUUCAGCUUAUUGUAAGAAAAUUUAUCAGCAGGGAAAUAACGUAUUACUUCAUAAUGUGUUCAGUCAGCAUCAGAAUUAUUGCUUGCAAAAUUAUCAGAGAAGUCCAACACCAAUUAGUCAUUAUUCUGUACAUCUCUUGUAAGCUCUGCCCGUGACUGUCACACCCGUUACUGGGAGGGUAUCUGCAGCACCCACAGUAUUUUUACUUUUGUAUCUACUUCUUCACUGAGGACUGAGAACUUAUUUGUACAAUAGGAUCCUGUUUACAAUAAAAAUUUAAAAUGAAGAAAUCUGUUUUUG